AUGCAUUCGUUCGUUACCUACACUCUUUUGGCUUCGGCCUCUAUGGUGGCUGCCCUCGACCCCCGAUUCGAGUUCCCCGACACUGUUCCUGCUCUGCUCAAGCGUCAGGCCCCUGGCACCCCUCAGUAUGCCUGCCACGAGGACUGUGGUCUCUUGAUCACUCUUGGCCGCGAGGAGGGCUACUGUGACAACGACGAGUGGAACGAGCGCUACGGACGUUGCAUGAUCUGCGCCAACACCUACAACAUCUGGCAGUACUACCGCAACGGUGUCACCAGCGCCGCUGAGGAGUGUGGUCUCUCGCCUACCCCCAGCGCCUCUGGCUCUUCGGCUGCCGCUACCACUGCCGAGGAGGAGGAGCCCGCUUCCACCGCUGCCGCUCAGCCCUCUACCACCCAGGCCCAGGAGCCCGCGACCACCGCCGAUGAGGAGGAGGAGCAGACCACUGCGGCUGGCCAGCCUUCUACCACUGCCGCCGCUGAGGAGACUGACGACUCUACCCCCGAGGCUACCACCACUGGUGCCGCCCCCGAGCAGACUGAUGACUCCGAGACCACUGCUGGCUCCUCCACCGCCACUACCCUCACCACUGCCGCCACCCCUGCUACCGAGUCCACCGACGCCGGCUCCGCUGGCACCAAGACCUCGGUUGACGAGAUCGGCACCAUCGGUGUCACUGGCACCCCCGCACCCACCACGGUCAUUGUUAACGCUGGUGCCAAGCACUUCGGUCUCGCUACCGCCGUUACUGUUGCCGCCCUGGCCAUGCUUGGUCUUUACUAA
Fusarium vanettenii 77-13-4 is the source of this 783-nucleotide messenger RNA. RefSeq lists its product as uncharacterized. NCBI's taxonomy places the organism in Eukaryota, Fungi, Ascomycota, Sordariomycetes, Hypocreales, Nectriaceae. The transcript is spliced from 3 exons. The coding region runs from base 1 to 783 and encodes 260 amino acids. The record is from RefSeq and is a predicted model, not a curated record.